AUGUCAUUGUUUGUAGUCCUCUAUAGAAGAACAUGGUCGCAGCCUCCAUCCUUUAUCUAUCAUUGACAAAUACUUAUAUAUCAGUUGUAGAUUUUGCAACGACGUCGCAACAGCUGAUUGUAGAAUUCCACCAGGUAGGAUUAAGGAAACAAGACGGUGAAUAUCCUUAACGGCUGGACGUGAAAUGCUCAUCAGUCACUCAAAAAUGAGACAUAGACCUAAAAUCUUGGGCAACAAGCACAAUGCUACGCUCAACCUGGAUCUCUGGCUUCAUCGUAUAUUAUGAGAAGACAGCAGAAUAAAGGAGUGGUCUAGAAAUGAGGAGUAAAGAAACACGUAAACGAGGUUUCGACGGACAAACGCUGCGCUAAAAGAGAACGGGGGAGGAGAGCAGAAGAAAUCUACCAGUUUAAUAUCUUCUGAUUACAAUGAUGGCAGCUAAGUCGGAUGGGGUCUUGAAAUUAAAGAGGAACGAUGUGGCCUUCACGCCGUUGCAGAACUCCGAGCACUCCGGCUCGGUGCAGGGGCUGCACCUGGGUCAACAGACCGACUCAGCAUGCAUCCUGGACGUGGAUUUUCCGAACGGGGAAUCUCAGUGCUGCGGUCGGGGAGGCUCCAACUCGCCUUGCUUCCGUCUAAGGAGAGAACAGCAAAAAUAUAUGAUAUGGGACUGCUUGUGGAUUGUUACCGCAGUGUCUGUUUAUCUGGCUGAUGUGGGAACCGACGUGUGGCUUUCAGUCGAUUACUAUCUUCGCCAGGACUAUUGGUGGUUCGGCUUGACGCUUUUUUUUGUGGUGUUGGGUUCGUUUUCGGUCCAGCUGUUUAGUUUUCGAUGGUUCGUCGCUGACUUCAGUACAGAGGACAACGUUGAAUCUGCCGUCGGUUGCCCCCAGUUGGACGGGAGUAAACUACAGCUGAGUGGCUCGGCCUCUCAAGGCGAUGUUCCCGUUCAGCAGCAACCGGCCACACUGCAGAGGCAGAUGUCAACUGCCAGCAAGAACACUGCUACUAACAGCACCGGCAGCACAGCGAUGGGCAGAAGAGGCACGAAACGGUCGCUCUAUUACUCAGUCUGUGUGUGGUUAUGCCAGUCUAUAAUACACAUUCUCCAGCUGGGUCAGAUAUGGAGGUAUUUCCGUACCAUGUAUCUGGGAAUACGGAGUCGUCAGAGUUCGAAGUCAGAACAUUGGCGAUACUACUGGAAGAUGGUGUAUGAGUUUGCUGAUGUGAGCAUGUUGCAUUUACUGGCCACCUUUCUGGAGAGUGCACCUCAGCUGGUGUUGCAGCUGUGCAUCAUCAUACAAACACACAAUCUCCAGGCUGUUCAAGGAAUGACAGCAGCAGCCUCACUUGUCUCUCUUGCAUGGGCUUUAGCCUCCUACCAAAAGGCUUUACGAGAGUCCCGGGAUGACAAAAAGCCCAUUGGCUACCUUGCAGUUAUCAUCCAGUUCUGCUGGCACUUCUUCACUAUUGCAGCCAGGGUCGUCACAUUUGCCCUCUUUGCCUCUGUUUUUCAACUCUACUUUGGCAUCUUCAUUGUCCUGCACUGGUGCAUCAUGACUUUCUGGAUUGUCCACUGUGAGACAGACUUCUGCAUCAGCAAAUGGGAGGAGAUUGUGUUUGAUAUGGUGGUGGGCAUAAUAUAUAUCUUUUCCUGGUUCAACGUCAAAGAGGGAUGUACAAGGUAUCGACUGUCAAUCUAUUAUGUAGUGAUCCUGGUGGAGAAUGCGACUCUCAGUGCAUUGUGGUAUCUUUACAGAACACCUAAAACCACUGACGCCUUUGCAGUCCCAGCACUAUGUGUCAUUUUCAGCAGUUUCCUUACUGGUCUGGUUUUUAUGCUCAUGUACUAUGCUUUUUUCCAUCCCAAUGGUGCUCGCUUUGGACGCUCUGCUAGCUGCCAAGAGCUUGAUAUGGACCCAACAGCUCAGUUCUCCACACUACCUUCUGAUGGUGGAACCAACUCACUGCGUUCCAACCGAGGAGCCACUGGAACUUUAGAGCGUGACACUGGAAAGUAUUCGGAACGGGAUAGCUGUAUCCCAGUGUUUCAGGUCCGACACCCAGUGCCAUCCACUCCUUCAUCGCGUGCUCCACGACUAGAUGAGACUGUUAUUAAACUUGACCUUUGUAGGAAUCAAUACCCAGCCUGGGAACGUCACGUUCUUGACCGCAGUAUACGGAAAGUCAUCUUGGCUAUGGACUGUUCCAUGACUCCUCCUCGUCUCAUGUACAAGGAUGACGCCAUGGUGCAUGAGCAACUGGAAUAUGAGACUACGUUGUAGUUUACCUGCUAUGAUAGUAAUAGUGCAGCAUCAUGUUCUAUAAACAGUUGGAGGAUUUGUGACUAUCCUUAGUCUAUUUUUUCACACCACGUACUUUUAGUCGCGUCAGGUUUAUUGCAGCCUCUUCAAACUAAUGGAUCUAGUUGGCACUCUUGUAUAGUUACUUUCAUUCACCAGAGGAUUUAAAACAAGAGCAUAAAUUUGACAUGAAACCCCUGCUGAAAACUGAGAUAAGGUACACCAUGAUAUAAAUGAUAUUCAGUCAAACAUGAACAGUUCCAAAAUGAUUAUGCAGACAUUAACCUUCUGUCACCGUCAAAACACCUACAUGUUGGUCAAUGGGUACAUGAGGACACCAGUGUCCUUAUUAUAGUCAAUGCGUCUUUUUAAAACAACUUUAAUUUUUUUUUGUAGAACGGAUGAUAAACACCCUGUUUUGGUAGUUCCAUGAGGUUCCUGGAACUCAUCUUUUAGUAGUUAUUCAAGGCACAACUCUAACUUGGCAAGGAUUAGUAAGUUUCUUUGUGUCUCUAAAUAUUAAUAUGUUAGGAAUACCUCAAUUCUCCACACACAAAUAGUGAACUAUAGGAAGCCAGCUGUCAAAGUAGCAUUUAUGUCCAAUCAUUCCUUUGUUUAUUUAUUUUUUGAUUAAAUUAACCAACUCUGUCUAAAUGAAGCAGAAAAUAGCAAACCAAAAGGAUGAAAUAUAAAGAGAAACCAGCCAGUUAUUUUUUUUACUAGAUCAGACACACAGAAUCCCAGAAAAAAAAAAAAAGGCCACUUAGACAGUCUGCUCAGUGAAACCAGUCUUUACACAUCUCUGGUGGUGACCAAGGAAAAUGUAAGGAAUGGACAGAGGAUGGAAGGAGAACAUGUCACAAAAAGGGGAGGAAGAUGGAGAAGAAGAGAAAAUGUUGGAAGGCUUCUACCUUUGUCAGAAUAAAUACAAGGAUUUGUAGUUCUCGGCUGCAAUAUGAAACAUCGUUUUAAUUCAAAGAAAAGGUACUGUAAAAAAUAACCAAAGUCAUUGUAAUUUACUUGGCCUUCAUCUUGAAGUGUAUUUACUUUGAAAACCAAGUUUGUGGGCGUGUGUGUAUUGACAAAAUGCAGAGAAGCUCUGGUGGACUAGUAGCUGCAUGUCUGAAUUUGCUCUUUGCUGUCACUCAGUGAUCCGGGGAAGAUCACUAAAAACAGACUAUUAGCUUAAGUAGCAACUAUCUUCAGUUUAGAGAUAUGUUUCCAAAAUCUGCAUAGUACUGUGAAUAAUGUUUAUAGUACUAAAGUUUCUAUAUUUCUUUCAAAUGAGCUAACAAGUAGAAAGAACUUCUAUAGUUUGCUUAAUAAUGGGCCUGAUUACUGAAUACUGAAAAAAUAGCUUUUCAGCUUACUGUAUCACAUCUAAAAUAUUAGCUUACCAACAAAAACAAACUCUGUUUUUAAACAAAAUUUUAUUUCUUGGGUUACAUUAAAUCAACAUUUUUAAAAGUAAAAAUAUAGCCAUCUUUUUCA
Molecule: messenger RNA, 3794 nt
Organism: Gambusia affinis (western mosquitofish)
Lineage: Eukaryota; Metazoa; Chordata; Actinopteri; Cyprinodontiformes; Poeciliidae
Gene: xkr4
Product: XK related 4
Exons: 4
Coding region: 429-2285 (618 amino acids)
Biological process (GO): engulfment of apoptotic cell; apoptotic process involved in development; phosphatidylserine exposure on apoptotic cell surface
Cellular component (GO): plasma membrane
Source: RefSeq, a predicted model, not a curated record